CAAACUUUUUACAUUCUGACAUACUUGAAUCGUAUGCCAUCAAACGUCAAGACUGGAUUUUAAAAAAUCAUGAAAACAACAUUAGCGUUUAAUUUAUAAUUAACAUAUUUAUAUAUUGGAUACAAUAUAUUGGCUUCAAUCUUCUACUGUAAAAAUAAGAGAUGAGCAAAAAAUUUGAAAACCCAAAGACAGUUUUGAAAAACACAGACAGCCUCCUACAAGAAAAAGAGUUAUUUGAUUAUUCUGUAAAGGUGGAAGAUGAAAACUUUCGAUGUCACCGUGUUAUUCUGGCAGCGUCGUCACAUUUCUUCAGAGCACUUUUUAGAUCAAACAUGAAGGAAGAGAAAGAGGGUUGUGUAACUCUAAGUGGGAUGUCAGCUCCAACGUUUCAAUUUAUUUUAAAGUCUUUGUACACCGGAGAGGUUGAUUUAAGGUCGGACAAGUUUAUAGAAGUAUGGCAGGCAGCUGAUCAACUUCAGGUAGAUUUUAUUGUGCAAAACUGCGAGGAUUUUGCUUGCGAAGUUAUCGCGCUUGAAAACUUUGAGGUCAUUUUUAAAACCGCCAAAAGUUUAAAUUCCAAAAAAGUUUUAGAUAUUCGGAAAACUUUUCUGCUGGAAAAAUUCGAUGAAGUUAGUGGAACAGAUGUUUUAAUGGACCUUGAAUUCAAUGACUUCAAUGAGUUGAUUGGCUCUAAUGAUCUAAAGGUGAGUUCUGAGGAUACAGUUCUUGCGACGGUAAUGAGGUGGAUUGAGUAUGUUUCUGAAAACUCCUUAACUAAAGACUGUAAUCAAGCUUAUUCCGGUAUAAAUAGCGUGGAAAAUACUUUGACAGAUUUUGAUAGUCUUGAUGAGUUCAACGACAGUGAAGUAGAGACAAAUGAAAAUAAAAGAAUCGAAGUGUUGAUAACUUUACUGAAGUCUGUAAGGACGUGUCUCGUAACUACCCCACUCUUGAAGCAUUUUUUAAAGCAUCAGCUAAUUGGUAAUACUGAAGCUAAAGAUAUCAUUGAAAAUGCUGUAUUGUAUAACACAACACAUAACCAGGGACAAUGGCUAACUGCAUCUAUACAUCGUGCCUGUGGUGAAUUUGAACACUGUGGUCUUGUGUGUAUUGAUAACAGCAGAAUUUAUACACUAACCGCGUCUACUGAAGAAAUUCACACGUGUGCAGCUAAUAGUGCUGUAAAUGCGAAUGUAGCAUUUGUUGUGUUUGACUCGGAUUUGUACAUGACUGGAAGCAAUGCUAAGUUUAAGAGAACCAGCAUUCUCUAUGUUUUAAGCGGCAAGUCUUGGCAGAAAGUAGCGCACAUAAAAGGACGUGAAUUGAUUUUAGUUUCGUACGAAGAUUGCAUAUUUGCUUUGAACAAGGCGAAUACAACAAUGUACACAAUAACGAAGCAAAAAUGCAACACAAAAGUUGAAGAAUUUACCAAACUACCGGACAGAUUAAUUGUGAAACAUGCUUUAACUUAUAAGAGGAAAAUUUUGAUUUUUUGUUCAGUGACCGUCAAUGGCGUAGAAAAAACAUGUGUGCAUCAGCUGGACAUUCUAACCAAGGAAUUAACAGAAUUAGAACAAUUGAAUGGACCAGCUGAACAGAUAAUAAGUUUCAGUGAUGACAACUAUACUUACGUUUUACAAACCAAUGGAAAUUUGUGGUCUAUUUGUUUAUCAGGAAGCACAGUUUCUUUCAAAUAUGUGAUCAAAUUGUGGACCAUACAUAGGAAGCUACACGGAGCUCUUACCUAUAGACAAAAGCUGAUUAUUUUUGGUCAGAACGCAAACACCGAAUCCGCCGAACAAAAACUACAGUAUCAGCUCGAUGGUUAUUUCAACAACAUACGUUACUGGGGCCAUGAUAGUACGUGCUCAAAUUUUGUACCUAUAAUCCUUCCUAAAUCUGAAUUGGUGCCAUAUCAAGGUGUUACUUGAUUUCAUUUUAUCCAUUCAUAUUACAAACAUAUAUUCAUUAAAACAACUCGCAUGUAGUAUGUGAUGAAUUUAUAUGUCUUAUAUAUUCAGUGACUUUAGACAGAUGUUUUACAGUGUUAUAUUGAUUAUAUUUUCUUACAAUGUAUGACAACAAACUGGACUUCACAAAAAACAAACACAUUUUUUUCCAAGCAGAAAUAUUUUAUAUUAGACUUUAGAAUUACAUUUCAGUCCAUUUGAAUUUUUGCUGCUUUGUACUAAUAUUACCAUGAACCUGUGUAUUCUUUUAAAGAAAUGUAUGUAAACUAAUAAAAAUAAAAAAUACAAGCAAAAUUAGGAAUAAGUCCAGCAUUAUUGAAAGCUUUAUUUUUGACAACUAUAUUCUCAUAACUGAUGUCUAAUUUUACAUUCUUCUAUAAGUAUUUUGGAUAUAUUAGGCAGAUUUAAAUGUUUAUAUACUAGUUAUGUUAUAUAAUGCUAUUCCUUAAACUAUAAUAUGAUUAUCAAAAUAAAUAUCCAUCGAAUAUACUUUAAAGAUUUUCUUCAAUGUUGUAAAAGUUUAAAUUGUAACACUAUAUAUGAAAUUAAUGUU
Molecule: messenger RNA, 2523 nt
Organism: Physella acuta
Lineage: Eukaryota; Metazoa; Mollusca; Gastropoda; Physidae
Molecular function (GO): protein binding
Source: RefSeq, a predicted model, not a curated record